CGAUACCACCAGCGACACACAGCUCUGACAAGGGCGGUCGAUACAUAAAAAAAUGGCGGUGUAGUGAAUCAGGCGAUUGAAGUGAGUGAUAGUGCACACACAAUCCGGACACGUUUAUUUUUCUAUUUGAAGGAUUUAUGUAAAAGCAGCGGGGUUAUACUUUAACCGGUAGAGGCAGAAGGUUUUGGUCUGAGUUGAGGAUAGACAGUCAUAGAGUAAUACAUAGGAGAUCAUGGAUUUGACGGCGGUUUCACCUAAAAGCAGUUUGGGAAAUUUUAUCAAAGCGUCCACCGUCACCCCAGUCAAUGACCUGAAAGGUGUAAAGAGCCCCAGGUUUGUUGAUGGUGAGAAGCUGCUGAGAUGUAAACUAGCCUCCCUGUACAGGCUGGUUGAUCUUUGUGGCUGGACCCAUGGAAUCUUCAACCAUAUAAGUGCACGGAUAGAUGGAGGUGGGCAUGAACAUUUCUUAAUAAACCCAUUCGGGAUGUUGUACCACGAGGUCACUGCAUCGUCCCUAAUCAAAGUUGACUUGAAAGGUGAAGUCAUUGACCAGGGGUCAACCCUGUUUGGGUUCAACAGGGCGGGGUUCACCUUGCAUUCAGCCAUCCAUGCAGCCAGGGCUGACAUCAAGUGUGUCAUCCACAUACAUACACCUGCAGCCACUGCAGUUUCUGCCAUGAAAUGUGGGUUCCUUCCCUUGUCUGAAGAAUCAAUGAUCUGCGGCAAUGUCAGUUACCAUGAUUUCCAGGGUAUAUUUAUAGAUGAAAAUGAGAAACAAGUUUUAGCUAAUGACUUAGGUCCUCAAAAUAAGAUUAUGGUUCUACACAAUCAUGGCAUUGCUGUGUGUGGGGAGACUAUAGAGGAGGCUUUUUAUUUAACAUUCAACUUCAUGGCAGCAUGUGAAGCCCAGGUGAGAGCAAUAUCUGUAGGUCUGAAGAAUAUUGUCCUCCCCUCUGACGAGGCACAAGUUAAAGCACAGUCCUCUGGCAACAAAGAGAAAACCGGUGCAGACAGGUCUGGCGUCGUGUGGAAAAAAGGAGAGAUUGAGUUUGAAGCCUUAAUGAGAACAAUGGACAGGCUGGGCUACAGGACAGGAUAUGAUUACAAAUUGAUGCCGGUAGUAAAGAAACAAGAAUAACAAUGGAUACGUCAAAUGAAGAUGAAGGCUUAACACAAGUUUAAAUGGAAGUAUACAUUUUUUAUAAGAUAAAAUGGUUCAUGAUUAUAAAUAUUAGCUGUAUGCUGUUUUUUUGUAACUUCUGAUCCUGUGACAUUUUCAAUGUUUUCAUUGUGGAAAAGUAUUUUUUAUUGUAAACUGCCUAAUACCAUUCCCUUGGAAAUGUUUGUUUACUGUUUUUAUGAGGAAUUUCCAAGCACUUGAUAUUUUAACAUACUGUCAUAAACUUUUUGAGUCAACAUUUUUAAAAAAAGUUUUUUUUUUAAAUGGUGUACAUAUUCUUUUUAAAAUUUCACAGAAUUUUUGUGAUACAAAAUGCAUUUUUUGUAGAUUGUCAAUUUUUCUUGUCAUUGUUAUACUUUUUUAGUGAUCCUGUGGAGUUGACAGAUAAUCCUUGGUUGGAUUAUGUCACAUAAACUCAAACCUAAUUGGGUUAACUUUUUUAUUUAAACAAAGACUAUUGAAAAAAAAAGAAGUGUUUUCUUUUUUUAACAUUUUGUAUUAUUCUAUCUAAAAAUAAGUUUAUUUGGAAACCUUAAUUUUUUUUAUAAAAAGGUAUUUUUAUUAAAAUUUCAUUAUGAGAUUUUAAAUAGUUUUUCUUCAUCAGAACAGGAAAAAAGAUUAAUGUUAAUUUUUAAAACUUGAAAACUGCAUGAGAUUUUAAAGCACAAAAGGAUCUAUUCAGACCUUCUUAUAAGUGUAAAAAACAACCUUUUGCUUGUCAUUGUCUUGUAUUAAUCUGGAAGAGCUUUGUACAAAUACAAUGUAUGUGUCAGGAAACUUCUUUAACUAGCACAAAAAUACUGGAAACUCAUUCAUUGUCUAAACAUUCAAUAAGCCUUAUUUAGUGUGUGCCUACCGUUUUGUUUUAGGAGCAGGAAUAAUUUGUUUCAUUUAUUUGCAAUAACUCCCGUUGGUUUGGUGAAAAAAAAAGAUAUUUUAUUUGUGAUAAAAAGAAUUUACAUUUCCUUUUUGUUUUUCUUGCGAUCCCUUAGAUAAAAAAAAAUGGCGCCUGUUAUGUAACUGGUAAGUGCUAGUCAACAACCAACACCAGUUGUGAAUGCGUGUUAUUUAUUGCUUGUACUUUUUAUUGCUUUUCAUGGUUAGCAAUUUCAGCUUGAAUAUGAAUCUCUAAAUGAUACAGGUGUAUUUGUGAGUACUGCCUUGAUUGUUUUAAUUUAUAUUUGCUAUGUAUCAUUAACUUGUUUUAAAGAUUAAUGAAUUACUAGUCUGGAAAUAAAUUGAUGUCAAAAAUGUUUAAACCCUCGUAUUUUUC
Messenger RNA from Physella acuta, 2453 nucleotides. RefSeq names its product alpha-adducin-like. Gene Ontology annotation, molecular function: actin filament binding. The record is from RefSeq and is a predicted model, not a curated record. NCBI's taxonomy places the organism in Eukaryota, Metazoa, Mollusca, Gastropoda, Physidae. Gene Ontology annotation, cellular component: cytoskeleton; postsynaptic density; plasma membrane.